Messenger RNA from Cucumis sativus (cucumber), 2303 nucleotides. RefSeq lists its product as uncharacterized. Gene Ontology annotation, molecular function: protein binding. Bases 1098 to 2045 code for a protein of 315 amino acids. NCBI's taxonomy places the organism in Eukaryota, Viridiplantae, Streptophyta, Magnoliopsida, Cucurbitales, Cucurbitaceae. The transcript has 8 exons. The record is from RefSeq and is a predicted model, not a curated record.
ACACGUUUGAAACAGUACAAAAACUAUGAGAACCUCUCACGCCCUCGCCAAGACCUCGAAAAGGAAUGCUUGCAAGUAGAGAUGGGACAUGCUUUCUAUGACUUUCAGUUCAAUACCAGACUUGUCAAGUCAACAAUUGUGCAUUUCCAGGUUGAGAUUCUUAUUCAUAGUGUUUGUUUUCCUUCUCUGUCGUACUGGAUACUUAUUUCCGUUUUAGAUAUUCUUAUUUAUGGCUGUUUAGUUUGGAAUUGUUUUUAUUUUUCCUUCGUGAGGUUGACUACACAGUCCCUGUAUCGUCUUUGUAUUUUUUUUUAAUAAUAAAAAACAUAUAUUUUUUCUUUUCUGCCUAUUUUCGUGUUCGGUUGUCCUUUUAUCCACAGAGCAUGCUCAGUUUGGGAAAAAGUAGUAGUCUGCCGUGGUUGAUUUUGAUUUGUUGGGCCUUUUACAAAUUUGGCGUUAGAAGAUAUAAUUAAAUUUAGUGGAGCAGAUGGGUUUCGUAGUGAUUUCAAAUAGAUCUAAUCUUAAUACACGCCUGGUCAGGUAGAUAUUUCUUUUUGAUUUAUAAAUAUGUGUCCUAUCAAGAAACAGUUUCCUGUUCAAGAUGCAAACAGUUACCCCCACAGCCAUUAUUAGUCAUAUUUUACCUGAACAUCUCCUCCUCUGUCAUGGAUUCAAGCGCAAUAGGAUUAAUCUUUUAUCAGUUGUGGUCGUUCAGAUCAUUGAGUUAGAGAUUUACUUUUAUGCUUGUGGUAUGUACUAUUCCUUAUAGUACUUAACACUGUUUUGCUAUUGAUUCUCCCAAGUGUCUGAACUAAUUCUGUGGAGCAAUUCUGAUAAAUAACUGUACAGUCAACCUCUAUUUUUCUUCUUUUAGAAUCAUUUUGUUUUUCCCUGUAGAUGUAAUGUGUCUGUUGUUCGUGUAUCCUUAUAUUUUGUUUCAAAUUUUUUUAUGACGAAGUUGUAAAUGCGUUGCUUAUUGGCUGUUAACCAUGAUAUAUGAAAUUAACCUCUCUUUGCUAUUUAGGACUGCUAUUUCACUUUAUUUCAGCAUGUAAAGCAGGUGGGAGUUAUAACUGAGCAGCUGGCGCAACCUUGAAAUGCUGAGAAAUCUGUUAUGGGCAACUUCCAAGCAUGAUGUAUAUCUAAUGCAGAACUAUUCAGUAUUGCACUGGUCUUCAUUGCUUCGAAGGAGCAAAGAAGUACUAAAUGUAGCUAAACCAGUUGUUCCCACUCUGAAACUUCCUGGAUUGAUGUCUCAGUCACUUUCUAGAGUUCAGAUAAGCACCAUGGCGGUUAAAGAAAAUCUGGUUGUUGCUGGUGGUUUUCAAGGGGAACUUAUUUGCAAGUACCUAAAUCAUCCAGAGGUUGCAUUCUGUACAAAGAUUACAGCAAAUGAGAAUGCUAUCACUAAUGCUGUGGAUAUUUACCGAGAUUCAGUGAGUGGAAUAAGGAUCAUGACGGCAAAUAACGAUUGCAAAAUCAGGAUUUACGAUGCUGAGUGUUUUUCUUCCCUUGGUUGCUUCUCAUUCGACUGGUCUGUAAAUAACACAUCCGUCAGUCCAGAUGGUAAAAUGCUUGCUGUUCUUGGGGACAGUCCAGAUUGCUUGAUCACUGAUGCAAAUUCUGGCCGAGCUAUUGGAUGCCUUCAAGGGCACUUAGACUAUUCAUUUAGCUCAGCAUGGCACCCAAAUGGCCAUAUUCUGGCCACAGGAAACCAAGAUACAACCUGUAGGCUAUGGGAUGUGAGGAAAAUGUCGGAGUCCAUGGGUGUUCUAAAAGGAAGGAUGGGAGCUAUAAGAGCUUUAAAAUUCACAUCGGAUGGUAGAUUUUUGGCUAUGGCUGAGCCAGCAGACUUCGUCCAUAUCUUUGAUACCCAAUCUGGGUACGUUGAAGGCCAAGAGAUUGAUAUGUUUGGAGAAAUAGCAGGCAUAUCCUUCAGCCCUGAUGCUGAAUCUCUUUUUGUUGGUGUGUCGGAUCGAACCUAUGGUAGCUUAUUAGAAUUCAACAGGAGGCGUGAGAAUAGGUAUCUGGACUCCAUCAUUUAGUGCAAUCAUUCUUUUAGUGAUGUGAAUGUACGUACGUGUAAAUAACUUUCCAAGGAUUCGUAUGUGUGUGGAUUAUUAUGUAAAGGGAAAGGAGAAAAAGGUUUGUAUAUAGAAGUUGAGAGAAAAAAGAGAGGCUGCCUGUUUGGAUUUCAAGUUCAGUGCUCAAGCUUCCUUGAUUUCAACGAAAUAUUCAAAGUUCUCCUUUUUGAUCUUCAAAGUAGCACACAUGAAUUAAUAUCUGAUGAUAUUUAUUUAAAA